Molecule: messenger RNA, 1965 nt
Organism: Cucumis sativus (cucumber)
Lineage: Eukaryota; Viridiplantae; Streptophyta; Magnoliopsida; Cucurbitales; Cucurbitaceae
Product: receptor-like protein 15
Exons: 2
Coding region: 1-1965 (654 amino acids)
Molecular function (GO): protein binding
Source: RefSeq, a predicted model, not a curated record
AUGGAGUACUUAUCUCUCGAGGAAAAUGACUUUGAAGGCACUUUCUCAUUCUCCUCCUUGGCGAACCACUCUAACCUUAGACACUUUCACCUAUUAGGUGGAAACAAUAUUCGAGUGGAAACGGAAGAAUUACAUGAAUGGCAACCUAAGUUUCAAUUGGAAACCCUCUCAAUGCCUAGUUGUAACCUCAAUGACCAAACUGCAUCAAAAUUCCCAACUUUCUUACUCUCACAACAUAAGUUGAAAUAUCUUGACCUUUCUCAUAACCACUUGGUUGGACCUUUUCCUUUCUGGUUGCUACAUAAUAACUCUGCGUUGAACUCUUUGGAUUUGAGGAACAACUCACUUUCAGGACCUCUUCAACUCUCCACACGAAACCACACUAGUUUGAGGCAUUUGCAAAUUUCAAGUAAUAAUUUUAGUGGUCAAUUGCCUACCCAUUUAGGUCUCCUUCUACCACAAGUUGACCACUUUGAUAUAUCAAAAAAUAGUUUUGAAGGCAAUCUUCCUUCAUCUGUGGAACAAAUGAAGAUGCUAUGUUGGUUGGAUGCAUCAAACAACAAAUUUUCUGGAGAUUUACAUAUUUCUAUUUUCGACAACACGUCUUCACUACAAUUUUUGCUUCUAGCAAACAAUUUCUUUAGUGGAAACAUUGAGGAUGCAUGGAAAAAUAAAAGAAAUUUGACUGCACUCGAUAUAUCCAACAACAUGAUAUCUGGCAAAAUUCCUACUUGGAUUGGUAGUUUAGAAGGUCUUCAAUAUGUCCAACUAUCAAGAAACCGUUUUGCCGGUGAACUUCCAAUACAAAUUUGCUCCCUUUUUGGACUUACAUUGUUGGAUAUCGCUGAAAAUCAACUAGUUGGUGAAAUACCAGUUACUUGCUUCAACUCUUCUUCAUUAGUUUACUUAUACAUGCGAAAGAAUGAGUUUUCAAAACCUAUACCACAAGGAUUAUUGUCCAGUACCGCCUCAAUUUUGAAAGUUAUUGAUCUAAGCUACAACAACUUUUCAGGAUAUAUUCCUAAAUGGUUCAACAUGUUUACAAGCUUGCAGGUUCUUUUGUUGAAAGGGAAUGAAUUAGAAGGUCCAAUUCCAACACAAUUAUGUCAAAUUACAAAAAUAAGUAUUAUGGAUCUUUCCAACAAUAAACUCAAUGGAACAAUACCGUCAUGCUUCAAUAAUAUAACAUUUGGGGAUAUAAAAGUAAGUCAAAUGGACAUUCCAAGUUUUAGUGAUCUUGUGGUUACUACUGAUACCUCGGAUAUUGAUACUGAUAAUGGAUGUGGCAAUGUAAACAUCUAUAGUAGGAUAUGUUAUAUGUUUAACACAUAUUCAUCAACAGUACAAGUGGAAGUGGAUUUUACUACAAAACAUAGGUAUGAGAGCUACAAAGGGAAUAUUCUAAACUAUAUGUCUGGACUUGAUUUAUCAAGCAACCAACUAACAGGUGAUAUUCCUCUACAAAUUGGAGACUUGGUACAAAUUCACGCCUUGAAUUUGUCUUACAAUAAGUUGGUAGGAAAUAUACCAAAAGUAUUCUCCAAUCUUAAACAACUAGAGAGUUUAGAUAUUUCCAAUAACUUAUUGAGUGGGCAUAUUCCUUCUGAACUUGCUACACUCGAUUAUCUUUCUAUCUUCGAUGUGUCAUACAACAAUCUGUCAGGUAUGAUCCCAAUAGCACCACACUUCACAUAUCCUCCGAGCAGUUUCUAUGGCAAUCCUAAUCUUUGUGGAUCAUAUAUUGAAAACAAAUGUUCAAGCCCGGCUUUACCAAGAGACAACCAAUUAUAUGAAAAGUUGGAAUUAGAAAUAGAUGAUGGAGGAUUGAUUGAUUUAGAAGCAUUGUUUUGGAGCUUUGCAGCCUCCUAUAUGAUACUACUGUUGGGAUUUGUAGCAGUUCUAUGGAUAAACCUACAAUGGCGGCAAAGAUGUUUCCAAGUCAAGACAUUUACUAUUAUAUAUUGA